Messenger RNA from Linum tenue, 617 nucleotides. Lineage: Eukaryota; Viridiplantae; Streptophyta; Magnoliopsida; Malpighiales; Linaceae. The record is from the annotation of a GenBank genome assembly.
GCAAUGUGUUGAGAAACUUAAAUCCGUUGAAGCUAGUAGAGCUUCCCUUGUCUCUCAGUUGAGGGAUGCUCUAAAUGACCAGGAAUCUCAGUUGGAAGUUGUGCGAACUCAGAUGCAGGUAGCUCAGGCUCAGGUGGAGGAGGUCAACAUUAAUUAUGAUAAAGCGGCUCAACGAUGAAGACUAUGUGCCCAAAGCCACAACUGCAACACAAACAGAAGCAGAUACAAAUGGCAAAGCAGGACACACGCCAAAGAAAACUGCAGCAGCUAUUGCUGCCGAGGUUGCAGAUAAGCUUGCAGCCUCGAGCUCCUCCGUUCUGUCUUCAUUUGCGGCGGAAGCAGCAAAGACUGGAGCUUUGAAAUCAACCCCCGUUAGCUCUUCUGCCAAUGAUUCUGUGCCAGACCCCGCCAUGUUCAUGUCAGCACAGCAACCCCUUUCUGCUGCUCCUUGGAACCAUCCAUACCAUACUAUGCAGAAUCAGAUACCGAGCUCUCAGCCUCAGUUCCACAUGAUGCAGAAUCCUUCUUCUCAGCAGUACUUGCAGCCUCCUGGCGGGAUUGUUACUCCCUACGGAUAUGGUAGCAUUAGUUCCUUGCCAUCAGGACCACCGCCUCCA